This is a messenger RNA of Marmota flaviventris (yellow-bellied marmot), 3597 nucleotides long. It is a transcript of the gene Prom1, whose product is annotated as prominin 1. The record is from RefSeq and is a predicted model, not a curated record. Gene Ontology annotation, biological process: photoreceptor cell maintenance; camera-type eye photoreceptor cell differentiation. Lineage: Eukaryota; Metazoa; Chordata; Mammalia; Rodentia; Sciuridae. Gene Ontology annotation, cellular component: cilium; apical plasma membrane; microvillus. Gene Ontology annotation, molecular function: cholesterol binding.
AUGGCCCUCCUGUUUGGUGUACUGCUGCUGCUGGGGCUUUGUGGGAAUAUCAUCUCAGAAAACACUUCUGAGGCAUUGGAUUAUGAAUUGCCUACAUCCAAAUAUGAGACCGAAGACACCUACAGUCCCGGGCCCAUUAGUGUUCUCUUCCAAAUGGUGCGCAUAUUCAUCUACAUAGUGCAGCCUGGAGAGUUCCCUGAAGACUCCAUCAGAAAAUUUAUACGGAACAAAUUUGAAGUCUCAGCUGUUUAUGACGAGCCAGAAAACAUAGUCUUGAUCCUGAAGAUCGCCCACUAUGAGAUCGGCGUUAUCCUGUGCAUUAUCCUGGGAGUGUUAUUUAUCAUUCUGCUACCUGUGGUGGGUUGUAUCUUCGCCAUAUGUCGUUGCUGUAACAAAUGUGGUGGGAAAAUGCACCAGCGUCCGAAGGAGAAUGCGCCCUUCCAGAGGAGGUGCCUUGCAAUCUCCCUCCUGGUGAUUUGCGUGCUCGUAAGCAUUGGAAUCAUCUACGGCUUCGCAGCCAACCACCACGUGAGACACCGCAUCAGAAAGUCUCAGAAGCUGAUAGACAGCAACUUGAAAGACCUGCGAACCCUCGUGAAUGAAGCGCCACAGCAAAUUGACUAUAUCGUGGACCAGUUCAACACCACCAAAGAGAAGGCCUUCUUAGAUCUGGACAAUAUUCAUUCGUUGCUGGGAGGUGGAAUUCUCGAGAGACUAAAGCCUAAGGUGAUCCCUGUUCUUGAUGAGAUCCAGGUCAUGGCGAAAGCAAUUAAAGAAACCAAGGUGGCCCUGGAGAACAUGAACCAGAAUUUUAAGAGCCUGAGGGAUGGAAGCCAACAGCUCAGCAACAGCCUCUCUGCUGUGAAACAAAACAUGCAGAAUUCUCUGCAAGGCCCUGAGUGCCUUCUUCCACAAGUGAGUGACAUCUGCAAGAACAUUGAGUCGUCUCUGAGCCAGCUGGAGGGCAACCCCGAAUUGAGCAAGCUCCCAUCUAUGGACACAGAACUUCAAAAUAUUAAUAAUGUUCUCAGAAAUGAUUUGGAUGCCAUGGUCCAAAAGGGCUACCAAUCCUUUAAUGACAUUCCUAAGAGGGUGCAAGUCCAAACCACGAACAUCGUAGCAGAAAUCAAAAAGCUCUUAAAUACCGUGGGUUCCAACGUCAAGGAUGCAACCAAAGAUAUUCCUAUUCAGAAGUCCUUGUCAGAGUUCAAUAGUCACAUGGAUGAGAUUGAAAAAGAAAUCAAACAGAAUUUGCAUCGGGCAGAAGAAGUUGACUCCUACUGGUGGCUGUGUAGCCUGAUUUCCUGCUUUCUGCUGUUACUCAUCGUGAUUUUUUUUUACCUGGGCUUGCUGUGUGGCGUCUACGGCUAUGACAAGCACGCUACCCCAACCACCAGAGGCUUUGUAUCCAACACGGGAGGCAUCUUCCUCAUGGUUGGAGUUGGAUUCUGUUUCCUAUUUUGCUGGAUAGUGAUGAUCCUUGUGGUUCUUUCUUUUGUUCCUGGUGUGAAUAUGGAAAAACUGAUCUGUGAACCUUAUGCAAAUGGGAAGAUAUUCCAGAUUUUGGACACCCCCUACUUACUAAACAAGGAAUGGAAAUACUACAUCUCUGGCAUGGUUCUUAAAAAACCAGAUAUUGAGCUCACUUUUGAACAAAUUUACAGCGAUUGCAAAAACAACAGAGGAAUUUAUUCCACACUUCAACUCGAGAACCUCUUCAAUAUCAGCGAGAGUCUCAACAUUCACAAGCAUACUGACAACAUAAACAAUCGACUUGAACGUCUGGAUAUAAAACUUGGUGGCAUUGUUCUUCUGAAUGAGGAAGGAAAAAACAACCUCAAGGAAUUCUCUAAUAGUGGGAUAGACAAUAUAGAUUAUGACACCCUCUUGGCUCAGAGUAAAACCUCUCCUGGGAAAGUGAAUCUUUUAUCAUUUUCAUAUGAUCUUGAUACAAAAGCAGACCGUUUGCCCCCCGGACAAUUAAAGCACUCCAUGAACUCAGAAGCGCAAACUAUUAGAAAAAUUCACCAGGAUCAAGUCCUUCCCAUGGAGAAGACACAGGAUGAUGUACAAAAAAAUAUCAAGAUACUUCAACACACAAGUGGGGGACUAAAGGAGAAAGUGACCAAGAUUCUGCAAUCUUUGGAUUCUGUUCAGAUCUUCAUAACAAACGAUAUUUCCUCCGUUAUUGUGGAAGAAACGAAGAAAUUUGCGAAAAAAAUCUUACGAUAUUUUGAACACUACCUAGAGUGGGUGGAGCUGGCUGUCACUGAGAAGAUGGUGCCCUGCAAGCCUGUGGCCACCGCCAUGGAUUCUGCUUUUAAAGUGAUUCUGUGUGGCUUCAUUGUGGACCCUCUGAAUUUGUUUUGGUUUGGCAUAGGGAAAGCUACUUUUCUUUUACUACCGGCUCUAAUCAUCGCUGUGAAGCUGGCCAAGCACUACCGCCGCAUGGAAUCAGAGGAUGUAUAUGAAGACUCGUUACAAUAUUAUUUCUGAGGUUGAAAUCGCUUGAGCAUCAAGACACACAACGUAGAAGGAAUGAGACUGUUGGUAAAUCUGGGUCUUCGAGAACUUUCCAAAUUCAGGAGGAGCUCUGGUGGCAACACAGUGACUCAAGGGGACUUCUUGAUCUCUGGAUAGAGCUUUGUUAGGAAUGAACACAGUCACGUUCCUAGUCCAUGUGUCCAUCACUAUUCAAGGAUAAUCUUCUCUCCUGUUUAUUAUUUUUUUUUAAUACUGAAUUUCUAUUUAGAUACCAUACCAUAUGGGUUUGGGCACAUUUCUGGGUCAAACAGUCCAUCCAAUAUUAAUACUGAGAUUCUAAUUUACUCGCAUAGGUAGAGUGUGCUGGACACAUACAGUUUACAGAAAAUGUGUAUUUUGUGUAUAGUAGAUUGUAUAUACACCUUUGCCACAGCUAGGGUUUUUUUAAACAAAUGAGUAUUGUAAGGUUUUUCUUCUAAAUGAGCUUACUAUCGGGUCAGUGUUGAUUUAUUGGUGCUGUUGAAAAUAAUCCAUUUUCACUAAAAGUAUGUGAAACCUACAGCAUGUCCUUCACCUAGGAUUUGCAUCCACUUUGUCAAUGAAUGGUCACGGUGUUUGGGAACAGAAUACAAAAGCAGUCCCAGAGUACCCCCACUCUAUUACAGUAACAAGUUCAAAACAGAGAGAUCUUGAGAGAAGGAAUGCUGUUUGGCAGAGGGUGGAGAUGUUUGAACAGAUGCCAAGUGCAGUGUACACUUAAUCUUCUGAUUCAGGAUGAGAAUCAUCUGGAUGUCAUCUGAUUAUUGUGAGAGGGGACUCUGAAGCGAAACAGGGGAAGACCCUGUCAUGGUUCUUAGAUUUUGGGUGUCCAACAUGAAUAAAGCCUUCAUGCUUGGUCCUUAGAAAUAUAUGAAAGCAUGAGUCAGUAUCUGUUUGUUUUGGGUUACUCACAUUGUCUUUGCCUUUUUCAAAAGUGAUGGGCAAUGAAAUACUGUCAAACCAAAGUAGCAGUGAUGUCAUGCAUGACAUUCAAGAUGUGGGCUUUGUACCAGGUCUUUUGAGUGAAGAUCACUGUCCUGAUUUAUUUCAAUAAAAGGGGGCUUGGAAAUUGCA